AUGUUCAUUCCCAAAAGACCAGCAGGCAGUCGGAUGGACCGCAAGCUACCUAAAGAAGACAAAAAAGAUGACCUAGCGUUUCUUAAAAUGUGGAACCGACAUCAACGUAAUGCUGAAACUUUCAAGUACCAAGAAAUGGACGUUGACGCUGUUGAGAGCCUCCUGAACCAGGAUGUCGAAACUUUGUGCAAUGCGAUUCAAGUCCCUCCUUCUAUCGCACGUUUGUUUCUUCUCAACCAUGAUUGGGACAUGGAUUCUGUCAAAUCGAAGUUCAUCGCCAAUCCCCUGGGAUGGUUGAUCACCCAAUGUCUUUUGCCGGCUGCCUCGGAGAAUCCCUGUAAAUCUGAUAGCCCCGCCGUUAUGGCAUGUGUACGAGAAAUCCAACGACUCGGCUAUCCUGUCCAACGAUACAUGACACCAUCGAAGCCAAGCUCAGAUGGAGUAUGUCCUGUCUGUUGCAACACCCCUCCAUCCUCUCGAGCCAAAAUUGAGUUCUUCUCCGAAUCACCUCCGUGCUCAGGCAAACCUUCAACACAGUCGUCUGGACAGCCUAACAAUCAUUCAGGUUUGUACGGACUUUCUUGCGGUCAUCGAUACUGUUCGGAAUGCUGGUCAUCUCAUUUGUCUAUCCAAAUCGAAGCAUUGACUCUGGAUAUCAAGUGUAUGGGACAAUCGUGCAAACUGUCGGUGCCCGAAGACUUUUUUUUAUCUAUGCUCAAGGGAUCUCCUUUGAGAGAUAAAUAUCAAAAAUUCAUUUUUCAUCGAAUGGUCCUGUGUCAUCCUCUGCUGAGGUUUUGCAUUGGAGCCGAUUGUCCUGUGAUCAUCCGUGCGCUGGAACCACCCAAGGCUCGCCUGAUUCACUGCUCGCAUUGCCAGUCUCGUUUCUGCUUCGCUUGCGGUGGGCAGUACCAUGCACCAGUUGACUGUGAUACUAUGAAAUUGUGGUUGGCUAAAUGUGAAGAUGACUCCGGCACUGCCACCUACAUUGCUGCAAAUACCAAGGACUGUCCAGAAUGUCAUGUAUGUAUCGAGAAAAACGGAGGCUGCAAUCACAUGGUAUGCACAAAGUGCUCUCAUGAAUUUUGUUGGGUUUGUAUGGAUGCUUGGAACACCCACCGGGGCUCAUACAAUUGCAGUCGAUACAACUCUUCUGAGGCUAUGAAAGACAUCCAUCGGAGCAGUGCCCGAGAGGCGCUGCGACGCUACGUUUUCUACUAUGAUCGUUGGGCCAACCAUGAACAGAGCCUCCGAUUGGAGCAAGAACAUCGCGCGGCCGUGAGCGCACGCAUCCACCAGAAGGUUUUGGCGAUGGACGGCACGUGGAUCGAUUGGCAGUACUUGUUGACAGCAGCUGAAACCCUACGCAACUGUCGAUACACCUUGAAGUAUACCUAUCCGAUGGCGUAUUUCUCCGAGAAGCUUAUUAACAAAGACCUGUUUGAGUAUCAGCAGGCGGCGUUGGAGGCCGAGGUAGAAGACUUAGCCUGGAAAAUCGAACGGGCGGAGAUCACUGAUCGUGCGGCCCUCCAGAACGCUAUGGACAUGUGUGAGAAGCACCGUCUGACGCUGUUGAAACAGUUCUUAAAGGAGUGAUACAACCUAGCAUUUGUUGUAUACAGCGGUCCAAGUUUUGUCCUUGCUGCGUUGACGUAAUUUAUGCACCUGAGGGGAACAUAUUUACCUGUUAUCAGACGUCCAAUUUUUGCUUUUUUUCUACACCUUUUAUCGAGGUUUCCACUUUUACUCCCAAGUUUCUCAAGAUAUAAAGCACCUGAACUUGUUUACAUCAAAUCAUUUGAUCCUUCUUCUGGUUGGGAUGCAGUGUUCAUUAAUUCGCUUUUAUGCUGAAC
Messenger RNA from Opisthorchis viverrini, 1850 nucleotides. RefSeq lists its product as hypothetical. Lineage: Eukaryota; Metazoa; Platyhelminthes; Trematoda; Opisthorchiida; Opisthorchiidae. Gene Ontology annotation, molecular function: zinc ion binding; ubiquitin conjugating enzyme binding; ubiquitin protein ligase activity. The record is from RefSeq and is a predicted model, not a curated record. The coding region runs from base 1 to 1593 and encodes 530 amino acids. Gene Ontology annotation, biological process: positive regulation of proteasomal ubiquitin-dependent protein catabolic process; protein polyubiquitination; ubiquitin-dependent protein catabolic process. Gene Ontology annotation, cellular component: cytoplasm; ubiquitin ligase complex. The transcript is spliced from 8 exons.